This is a messenger RNA of Eremothecium sinecaudum, 1221 nucleotides long. RefSeq names its product S-methyl-5-thioribose-1-phosphate isomerase MRI1 (gene MRI1). NCBI's taxonomy places the organism in Eukaryota, Fungi, Ascomycota, Saccharomycetes, Saccharomycetales, Saccharomycetaceae. The record is from RefSeq and is a predicted model, not a curated record. Gene Ontology annotation, molecular function: S-methyl-5-thioribose-1-phosphate isomerase activity. The transcript has a single exon. Bases 1 to 1221 code for a protein of 406 amino acids.
AUGUCACUAGAAGCGAUCAAGUUUGACAGAGCUGAUAAAACAAACUACUCUGUUUUCAUUUUGGACCAGACAUUGUUGCCCUAUGUCAACAAGUAUUUACCUGUGGAUACAAUAGAGGAUGGAUACAAUCUGAUCAAAUCUAUGAAGGUUAGAGGUGCCCCGGCAAUCGCAAUUUCUGGUGUUUUAUCGGUUUUGAUGGAGUGCCAGAAACUCAGUAAGAAGUAUAACGCCGGAGAAAAAGGUGAUUGCGAUUUGUCCAACUACGACAGCUUUAAGCAGAUAAUGCUCUCACGACUAGAUUUCUUAUUAAGAUCGAGACCAACUGCUGUAAAUCUCCAAAAUGCCAUAAACGAAGUGGUUGCCUUGCUAAAUGAGCCAUAUUGUGGUUCUUUUGAUGAGUUCCAUCAAAAACUGUACGACUACGCUUGUAAGUUACUUGAUGGAGAUUUGGAAAACAAUAAGAGAAUGGGGGACCAUGGUGCCAGUUUUCUACAGGAAUCACUUUCAAGUGAAGGAUUCGAAGGUGAAUUUGGCGUACUGACAAUAUGUAAUACAGGAUCACUUGCUACAUCCGGGCACGGUACUGCUCUUGGUGUGAUUCGCUCAUUAUGGAAAAUGUCACAAGAAAAACCUACAAAACCCCGCAUGGUGCAUGUUUUUCCACUAGAAACAAGACCUUAUAAUCAAGGAUCCAGGCUGACUGCAUAUGAGUUAAGGCACGAUGGUAUUCCUUCAACAUUGAUAACGGACUCCUCUGUAGCCUAUAAAAUCAGUACAUCACCUGUACCAAUUAAAGCUGCCUUUGUGGGCGCCGACAGGAUUGUUGCCAAUGGAGAUACCGCUAACAAGAUUGGUACCUUUCAACUAGCAAUCCUCUGUAAGCACUUUGGAAUUAAAUUUUAUGUUGUAGCGCCUAAAUACACCGUAGACCUUGCUACUGCCACAGGAGGUGACAUUUUUGUUGAGGAACGCCCCGCAGAUGAAUUUAGGCUAGUGACUGGCACUUCUGUGGACUCGGACACCGCAAAGCCAGUUUUGGACCAGGAAGGUGCUCCAGUCAUCAGUAAAGUGGGAAUUACACCACCGGAUAUGCCAGUUUGGAACCCAUCGUUCGAUGUUACCCCACAUGAAUUCAUCGACGGUAUCAUAUUGGAGGACGGUGUUUUAUUAAAGGACGGAGAUGGGAAGUUCGAUCUGAGCCAGAUAACUAAUAGUAGGUAG